Messenger RNA from Trichechus manatus latirostris (Florida manatee), 4534 nucleotides. It is a transcript of the gene AGTRAP, whose product is annotated as angiotensin II receptor associated protein. Bases 122 to 601 code for a protein of 159 amino acids. The transcript is spliced from 5 exons. Gene Ontology annotation, biological process: angiotensin-activated signaling pathway; regulation of blood pressure. Lineage: Eukaryota; Metazoa; Chordata; Mammalia; Sirenia; Trichechidae. The record is from RefSeq and is a predicted model, not a curated record. Gene Ontology annotation, cellular component: plasma membrane.
GCGCUCCGGUUGGAGUCGCUGAAACGGGCGGGGUGGGGCGGGGCCGGGCAAGUUUGUUUCCCGAGUUUAGAGGCGAGGAGCCCGUACCGCUGUCACGCAGGUGCCCUGGGCCUGGUUCGGGAUGGAGCUGCCCGCCGUGAACCUGAAGGCAAUCCUCCUGGUUCACUGGAUGCUGACAACUUGGGGUUCCAUUGUAUUCUCGGGCCCUUAUGCCUGGGCCAACUUCACCAUCUUGGCCUUGGGCGUGUGGGCUGUUGCUCAGAGGGACUCCAUCGACGCCAUGAGCAUGUUUCUUGGUGGCUUGGUGGCCACCAUCUUCCUGGACAUCAUCCACAUUAGUGUCUUCUACCCGCGGGAGUACCUCACGGACACAGGCCGCUUUGGGGCCGGCAUGGCCAUCCUCAGCCUGAUCCUCAAGCCGUUCUCCUGCUGCUUUGCCUACCACAUGUACCGGGAGCGCGGGGGCGAGCUCCAGCUUCAUGUCGGUUUCCUCGGACCCUCGCCAGAGCGCAGUGCCUACCAGACUAUUGACUCACCAGAUGCGCCCAACAACUCCUUUGCAGGCCCAGAGAGCAAGGGUCAGGUGGCCCACGGGUACUGAAGCCAGGCCUGCCCCGGCUGAUCCCACUGGGGCUGUAUCGCCUUCCUCGUGCCUUAGAGGCCAUUCUAGGGAUGCCCAUGACCUCCCUUUCUCGGACCUCAGAUGGAACAUGUCCUCCCAUUCCCCAUCUCAGAGGCUGCCUGCAGCAACUGCCUGGAGAGGCCAGAAGCCCCCGUGCACCCCCACCCCAUGCACGUAUCUGCCCCAGAUUUUCCAAGCCUUCCCUCCUCUCCAUCACCUCACCAGUCCCCAGGCUGGGAACCAUAAUCUCUGUCCCCAUUGCCUGCCCCUUAGCUGCUCUGUGCAGGCCUCAGACCAAACCAUGCCUGAGCCUGGCAGGAUCAGGUACCUAUGGGCCAGUGAUGCCCCCUGCCCACUCCUUACCCCCUACUUGUCAGGCUUAUCCGCAGAAGCUCUGAUAGCUUUGGGCCAAGCUCAGCCCAGGGGCAUUGCGGCAUGGGAAUGAGGUCCCAGUGUUUCUCACUGCCUGAUCACAUGGUGCCUGGAGACCCCCGGGCUGGAGGCAGGGGUGUCUGUGGUACCAGAGAUGCUGCCACAGCCGCCAGCUGCCUUCAUGGAACCCUGGCAUUAAAGUUUGGGGAAUCCUGUUGCUGAGCUGUGUUUUGAGCCAUAUUUAAUCCCCUGACUAGGCUGGGGCCUGGGGCUUGCCAUUCCUGGAAGGAUUUCUCAUUCUGAGUUCACAGGUGGAAUCUGGGUUUAGCUGCCACUUCUGUUGUGACAGGAGGAAGCAGGGCUCGGGGCACCAGCUGGGGCCUGCCCUGCAUCCAGCUCAGGCCUAGCUGUGUGGUGUGGCAACUGGCUGUUCAUUUCUUCAAGUCAGAGGACCUGGGAAUUGGUUUGAACUCUGCUCUGCCACUUACUAGCUGUAUGACCUUAGGCAACUUAGCAUCUCUGACCUCAGAGUCUUCUGGGAAAGGGCCAGUGCUGCCCAUGGGGUGACUAUGCAAAUCACUUGUAAAGUGCAUGGCCUGAGGAAGGGCUUCGUAAAUGACAGCCAAGUGACUAGCAGUGGAGUCAUUUUCUGAACCUGUGAUGAUAAAUUGGGAUGGGAGUUGAGGCACGGCAGCAGCAUUUCCCGGCAGACCUUGUGUCCUGGUCACAGCUGACUUGGACUGGCAUGUCUGGAAGCUCCAUGGGUCCCCAAGCAAGGGCCCCACCCCACUUUGGAUCUGGGCAUUCACAGUUCACUCCUCCCCAGAGGCCCACAGGGGUGGCCACUGGGCCCCAGGUGCCUGGGCUUUCCCAGGCCAUCCUGGCUUCUCCCUGGCACUGAGAGAUCAAAGCCUGGUGCACAGCCCCCACAAUUGCCCUGUAUCCAUCUGUCAAUCAAAAAAGGCUAAGUGCCUGCUGUGUGCUGGGCUACAGCUGUGAACUCAGGUGCCUGCUAGUGGGGAAGGAGACACUAAACGAUUCCUCUCAUCAGAAGGGAGUCCCUGGGUGGUGCAAAUGGUGGAACGUGCUCGGCUGCUAACUGAAAGGUUGGAGGUUCGAGUCUACCCAGGAUGCUUUGGAAAAAGGCCCGGAAAUUUACUUCCAAACAUUAAGCCAUUGAAAACUCUAUGGAGCACAGUUCUACUCUGACACACAUGGGGUCACCAUAAGUUGGGGUAGACUUGAGGGCAACUGGUUCUCAUCAGAGGAUUUCAGACUGAGGCAAGAGCCCUGAAACGGAACACUGGCCACCUGGCGGGCGAGGGAGGCUUCCGGGAGAAGAGAGUCUGCUCUGGGGCCACGGGGUGCUGAGUGGGUGCAGUUGUGGAAAACCGGAAACAGCCUGUCAGAAUGAGAUGGACAGGUAAGAUGUGUUACAUUCGUUCUGUGGCAUACUAUUGAGCAAUUAAAGUGAGUAAACUGAACCUAACGAUACCAACAUUGACCCCCCUAAAUGUGAACAAAACAUUGCAGAAUGGUAUGCAAUAUGAGAGCAUUGGUGUGGAUUUUUAAAAUCUCAAAACUAAACCAUAUGUUGUCCGUGGGUGUACGUGGGGUAAGAGUAUAAAAUGUGGACUAACCAGUUGCCAUCGAGUCAGUUCUGACUCAUGGUGACCCCAUAGGUGUCAGAGUAGAACUGUGCUCCAUGGGGUCUUCAAUGGCUGAUUUUUUUUUUUUUUGGAAGUAGAUAGCCAGGCCUUUUACCAAGGUGCUUCUGGGUGGACACUUGCCAAAUCCAUGACUGUGAUGGUCUGGGGGUGGUGUGGCCUGAGGGAAUGGGUCUAAAUCGCAUGCUCUCUUUCUCUUGUUUAUACCAGCGCCUGGCACACAGAAAGCUUGCUGUGUAUGUGCUUGUGUAGAAUGGGGAAGCAGGGCAGGGCAAGGAAAGAAGCCAAGCAAGGGUGUGACCUCAGGCAAAGUCCUACAGGCAGAGCCUCAGCCUGGUCCCACUGGGGCACUCUGGAGUGUGAGUGACACCUCAGAGCGGGUGGCUUGAUGCCAAGCAAGGGAGCUGGGCUUUCUCAGUCACUGGCCAAGGGCUGUUCUGGAGCCAGGGAGGGAGGACUUAAAUUCUCAAGCACUCUGGUUCCCAAACCCUGUAGGCGAAGUGGCCCCAGGAGCCCAAGGGCCAUCAUCCAAGGAGAGUUUCAGGGAGAGGGCCAUCAGAAAGGCACAGAAACGGUGAGGGGCACCAGUGUGGCUGCCCCCUUUCCAAACAGCAGUCCCCAAAAGGAAACCUGCUAACAUUCAUUCAGCAAACGCUUAAACUCAGAGCCUACUGUGAGCUGGGAGUGUUCGAGACACCAGGGAUAUCAGAGUGGAAAAAUGUCCCUGGCCCCCAGGAGCAGAGAUGGACGUGAUCUGACUUACAUUCUACAAGGACGCUAAAGGGCUUGUUCGUGGCUUGGACCAGGGAUAGGGAGAGGUGGCAGAAUGUGGUGCUGGGCUAGAUGCAGGAGAAAGGAGUCAAUGAUUGCAGGGUUUGGGGCCUGAGCAGCUGGAAGGCUGCAGCCACCAUUAACAGGGAGGGGAGGCAGGCAGGUUCAGGGCAAGGUCAAGAGUUGAGUCCUGGACGGGCCAAGCUGGAGGUAACAGACAUUCUCACCACACUGUUCUUUUAAAAAGGCCCUUUUAUGAAGGGACUUUUAAGUAGGACACCCUCCAGGUUUCUGUCUAUAGUGUCUAACAUCUAGAGACGGUCAGCCACAGGAAGCAAAUGUCUCUUGCCUCUGGUCUCCUGCUGGGGAGGGCUGAAGUCACUUUUCCAGUUUGCAAAUUUUAUUGUUACUUACUGUCCUCACAAAGCUGAGCCCUCCAGAUGCAGAAGCCAGAGAAAUUGCCCCAGGGGGGAUCAUUGCCCUCUAGUGGUGAGAAUUAGAGCAGAGCAGAGCCUCACACCUGUCCUGAGAGUGCCCAAAGGAACAGCCACCAAUUCCAACUCGCACAGCCUCCCUUCAAACCAGUUCAGGAGCCAGCGAGCCUAGGUUCAAAUCCCAACUGUGCCCAAUGACAAGCUGUGUUAUAGACGACUGGACAGCCUCUUAACCUCACUGUGCCUCAGUUUUCUCAUCUGAAAAAUGGAGAUAAUAGUGCUGACCCUCAAUGAAAUCGAUUGACAUAGGAGCUACAACAAUGGGUUCAAAUGUAACGAUUGUGAACAUGGUGCAGGACCAGGCAACAUUUCAUUCUGUUAUACGUAAGGUUACCAUGAGUUGGAGCUGACUUGACAGCUACUAAAAACAACAGGGAUGGGUGAGGAUUGAAAAUUGUGUAACCGAAGUGUUUAAUAAAUGUUAGAUCUUAUUACCAGUAUCACCAUGUUAAUGACGGUGACCAGUUUCACCAUCCGUCCAUCUAUUCCUUAGGUAUCAAUUCAAUAAACAUUGAGUGCUUUCCGUGAGUUUUCAAAAAACUGAAAAAAUUAAUACAUGGCAUUAACAGGAUACAAACCAUAACCAUCAACACACAAAACCCAACAGA